UGUACCAUCAUGUCUGCUGCCAAAUCAUUAGUGGAAUCAGGUGUGGCUCUUGCUUGGUUGGCAUGAAAACCUGCAGCCACAUGAGCCCUUUGUGGAUAAGAUUGAAGACCCCUGCAUUAGAGGGUCAGUGCCAAGCCAGUGAGCCCAUUACUACUGCCCAACUUCGGCUUCACCAGCUGUCAAAAAUCUUUGGAAUUCUGGCUGAGUUUUGCAGCAUAGUUCUUUAGACUAAAUACUUGGUGUCACUUAGAUGGCAAUGGAGGAAUACUUAGAGGAGGAAAAAUUACUUGGUUUGGAGAAUGAGAGUAAAGCACUGCGAGGAGGGGAAAAAGGCUACACAGUGUUUUGAGUGAUACCUAUUAAGGCAAGCAAUGCUGACAACUGAAAGCCUGCAUGAAGCUAAUAAGCACCAUGGAGUUCUGUAGAAUUCUACCAAAAAGGGCACUAGUAAUGCAUAAAAAAUACACUCACUGUUCAGAAGAGAUUAGAUUAGAGGAGUUUAUCCCCCAGCUUUGGAAGACAGGAACCUGUAACUCCAACUAUAGGCACAAGCUGCCAAGCAGAUAACUCCAUGAGUAAUUCCAGAGUCAAAAGUAAAGAUGUAAAUAAAAAAAACAAAAAAAAAACAAAAGAGCUUACCAAUGACUUCUGAAUGAGAUGAGAGGUCAACCUUAACAGAAACGUACAGCAAUCUUUGAGUGGCAAACAACGGAGGUCUAUUAAGGAACAGAUGCAAAGAUGCCCAAAGAUGCAAAGUGACCUUUACUUAGCUUGCUUAAUGUAACGCUGAAGUGAUUCUUUUAAAAAUAUGAUUGAUAUCCAACGUGAUUGGUAAAAUCCCAAACUAAGCCCAUUAGUAACCCUGCCUGAAUCAGCAUUUUUACUGAGAAAGUCUUUUUAAAUGAAAAAAGGUAGGUUUUACACUAAUCUAUACACCAAUCUUAAAUAUUUGGAACAGCCAUCCAAGAAGCUAACCCUAACUCUAGACAUCUCAUUUUUUUGAAUUCAGGGGUAAUUUAAUAAACAGUGACCAGGAAGACCUGGUGGGUAAAAUAAGCCUGAAUCCCAAGUGAGUCUAAGAAUAAGUCAGUAGCCCACCGUGGGAGCAGACAGGCUCGCGCUAAUCUUCCCAUGACCCCUUAACCACAGUCUCUCUCUCUCUCUCUCUCUCUCUCUCUGUUCCUCCUCUCUCUUUUUCACUACACCCCUCCCAAUCCUGUCUCUGCGUCACUGGAUAAUUAAACUGUCAGCCACAAACUCUGAGCUCUCAUACUAGGAAUAGUGGAGACACAGUGCAGAAGCGCAGGGUCAAGGAUCCGCUCAGCUUCACUAAAUGGAAAUCGGAUCUGGCUCUCGGGUUCAUCUGGACACCAAAGACCGAAAGUAAAGCGACAUCAGGACGCGGAAGCUCAGAGGCUCAGGAGCAGAAUGUCAGAGAUGGAUGGACCCACUGUAACAGGUGUGAGUGUUUUAGAAUCAGACAAUUCACUCCAUCAGAAGGAGAAAGGGCCUGUUAUUGGUGGUUUGCGUCUUCGAUCUGCUCCUGGAGCUUGUGUGCUCUUCGCUGGUGUUUUGCUGCUUGUAGGCAUUGGAGUGGCCGUCGGUGGAUACUGGCCCCAUCGCAAUCGGAGACCAGUGCCACAUCAUGCACCAUCUGGCCGCACACCCUCAGAAAAACUGAAAUUGGUUGGCCCUAUUAUAAUGGGAGUGGGCCUUUUCAUCUUCAUUUGUGCAAACACACUUCUCUAUGAGAACAGGGACCACAGGCUGAAGCAAGCCAGCCAAAAGAAUGAUACACUAGGGGGACGGCGAAAUUCGAAAGGCUGCUCACAACCUGAAACAGACACCAACACACAUGCUCUGGCCUUAUCUGAACUCAACAUUCAUUGCCUGCAAGGAGGGAUCGCUGUUCCGGCCCUUAAGUGCUCUUCCCCUUCCUCUGCCUCUUUAAACUCCAGUCAGAUGAACUUUGACCUUGCAGAGAGCAGGGAUGCUGUCAUGUUGAUUCCUCCAGUCAUCAAGCUGAACAACUGCCUUACAACGUGCCCAGAUGCCCCGCCCCUUCUGCAGCACUUACCGGCCCAUGGCGAGAAGGACCAGUGUAAAAGGGCGGGGCCAAUAAUAACAGAACAUUCAAGUUUAUCUCUAACGAGAGAAAGCGGGGAGGAAAUGAGUAUGGGACAGUGUGGAUCAAUAAAGUAUACACAGACUGUGGAUAAGUAGCCACAAAGUCGCCCUAUGAUUCAUGUUGCUAUCAUAUUUAAACUAGAAAAAACUCCCUAAAGCAGCCUGGGGUUCUCUGGUUUGUGCCUCUGCAGAAACCCUUAAGGGAUCUAUGUAGUAGCCUACAACAAAGUGUUUCUCAAUCAGCUAAGAAUCUUAAUAUCUUAAAUAUCCAAAGACCCCCUGAAGACCCCUUUAUAAAUAAGUUCAAAUCUAGAACACUUCAGUUCUCUGUCUAGGGAAACCAUAAAAGGUGCAGUUUUGAACCUUAUAACGGAGUCUUUCCCUAUCAGAAAGGAUUCCAAGUAGAAUCCAUUUAGGAGCUAAGAACCUUUAACUAUCCAAAGAAUCCAUUAAAAUGAUUGAAAAGCUCUUUUA
Molecule: messenger RNA, 2601 nt
Organism: Pangasianodon hypophthalmus (striped catfish)
Lineage: Eukaryota; Metazoa; Chordata; Actinopteri; Siluriformes; Pangasiidae
Exons: 2
Coding region: 1429-2223 (264 amino acids)
Source: RefSeq, a predicted model, not a curated record